AUGGGGCCCCUGGGCAGUAGGGGAUCAUGGGGCCCCUGUGUCCUUGACCACACUCAAAGCACACCCAAAAAAGCCUAUGACAUCCUGUCAGAAGGCACGGAACACACAGCCGCAAAACCAUCUGUCACUACACUGGUCCGCUGCCAGUGUCAUGUGACUACUGUGACCAGGGGCGGACUAACAACUCAUGGGGCCCCCGGGCAAUAGGGGAUCAUGGGGCCCCUGUGUCCUUGCCCAAACUCAAAAAAGCCUAUGAAAAAGGUACCAGGGGCAUCUCAUGAGGCCCCCUACUGACCCCGGGCCCUCGGGCAGUGCCCAAGUUUCCAAAUGGUCAGUCCGCCCCUGAC
Molecule: messenger RNA, 347 nt
Organism: Staurois parvus
Lineage: Eukaryota; Metazoa; Chordata; Amphibia; Anura; Ranidae
Source: the annotation of a GenBank genome assembly